AUGAGCCGCUCCGUCGCCACACAAGCAACACUGGCUCGAGCUGAUCCGUUCAAGCGGCUGAUCAUUGGGAUCGAUGUAGGAUUCUACGCUACGAGCGCCUCUUUCUGUUUGGUCAAGAGAGGUGCGAAGCCCAAGGUGGAAGGUGUUGAUCCUUGGCCAGGAACGCGCCAGCAGUUCGUAGCGAGCAUAGUCGAGUACGAUGACUGCGGACGCGCCAAGCUUCGCACAUCGCCUUGCUGCGAAUGCGAUGAAGAAGCGCAUUCGCACACGCAAGCGCCACGUCGCAGCGUCGACUGCUGGGCUUUGAUGCGCGCCAUCGGAGCGACGUCAGCCACGUCGACCGAUUCGGAGAUUGUGGAUCUGGACAGUGUACUGACGCAGCUUGCCGACUUUUUGAGCUUGGUAUGGCAAGAUGUCGGCGCUUUCCUUUGGAGCCGCUUCAGCGAGGAACACCGAGCUCUGAUCGACGGCACCACCAAAGUCGAGCUGGUCUUGACGCAUCCAGGUCAUUGGGGAAAAGCGCAACGCGGCUUGUUGGAGCAUGCGUGCGGCGAAGCAGGUAUAGUGGAGCCCGGGGGUCGUCUUAGGCUGACGUUGGUGUCCAGGAGCGACGCUGCUUUGCAUUUUGUUGCCCCACAGAUGCGCGCAGGAGAGCAGGUGAUCGUCGUUGGCGCCGAGGAUGGGUGUGAUGUGGCCGCGUGGCGAUCGACUGGAGAGAAGUACCAGCAGAUCGCAGAUCGAACGAGCACGAACCAUCGACGCCGGCAAGGGACCUCGACGGCCCGUAGUAGUGACAGCACGACCGUACAGGCAGAUCCAAGCGGGAGUGGCACAGUCAGCAUGCCGCUGCGUAAGCGCACCCCUGCGAGUGUCCAGAAACGUCAGCGACGUGGACGAACCAACGUGGAAGAGGAUGUCACUGCCCCCCGUCGAGCGUAUUCCGUCAUCGAGUUUUUCUACGCUGCAGCUUCGACUGCCAUAGCCGAAAACGUGGCCGAGCACGUCGAUGCGCUAUGUCAGCAAGGCAAGUCGGUAGCCAUCUUCACAACAAAGGAGAUUGGCACCCUCUCUCCUUUCCACAGCACUGCGAGUACGAGCGAUGGUCGUCAACGAGUGCGUGUCGUCGAACCCGACUCCAUGUCUCAAAAGAGUCUUGCGGAAGGUGCGGUGCAAAUGGCAAUGCGCAAUAUCGUCAUCAAAGACACCAGAAAGUCUUUCUUUGGGAUGGCAUUUUGCGAGAGUUACGAUCCGGACAAGCCAGAACACUUGGCACGCAGAGAUUCCAAAAUAAGGCAUCCGCGAACCCAAGCUUUCAUCCUACCUGGCAGAUUUCAGCUGCUCGCAACCAAGGACACGGAAGGCGACGUAGAAUGCGCGCCGACCACUCUGAAUGCUUUUUGCUCCGCCUCGCCGCUUGAAAGCACAGUUACCCUCAAGAUCUUGGUCUGCAAGGCCGAAACCUGUCCUUGGUGGCUGCACGAUGCACCGUUCGAGGAAUUGCUACCGAUAAAGCUGGACUUGAGCGAGGCUGCCUUUCCCUGCAGGCGGUGCACCGCCACCGGUCUCACCUACUACCGUUGGCAGUGGACUUGCGAGCUCAAGUGGGAGGGUACAGAGAUGAAAGUGGUCUGCAAGCCUGGCGAAGGACAGGGCAUGUUUGCAAGCAGUGUAUCUCCAAUCCCUGCGAGACACGCUCGAUAUUGGGCCGCGAAAGUCGAGAGACAGACGACAAGCAUCAUGAGCGAGGGAGAAAGCAAAGGCAAAGGCACCAUUCAGAAACAGGAAUCCAUGAAGAAGGACAAGAAGAAGAGCAAGAAGGAGCGCAGUACUUCUUCGAAAGGCGUUCGGGGCAGAUCACUGACGUCUUUAAAGUAG
Messenger RNA from Ceraceosorus guamensis, 1875 nucleotides. RefSeq lists its product as hypothetical. The coding region runs from base 1 to 1875 and encodes 624 amino acids. NCBI's taxonomy places the organism in Eukaryota, Fungi, Basidiomycota, Exobasidiomycetes, Ceraceosorales, Ceraceosoraceae. The transcript is spliced from 12 exons. The record is from RefSeq and is a predicted model, not a curated record.